Messenger RNA from Aspergillus aculeatinus CBS 121060, 1026 nucleotides. RefSeq lists its product as uncharacterized. The record is from RefSeq and is a predicted model, not a curated record. NCBI's taxonomy places the organism in Eukaryota, Fungi, Ascomycota, Eurotiomycetes, Eurotiales, Aspergillaceae. The transcript has a single exon. Bases 1 to 1026 code for a protein of 341 amino acids.
AUGUCUUUCCCAACUGCCAGUCCAACAGGCAGCCCUCCUUCUCCUCCUCCGCAACCCAUCGAACCCCCGAUCCUCCUCCAAUCCGAGCGCCACAAGACCUACUAUGAAAGCACCCGACUCGCGCGGCGCCGCUACGAGCACGCCACCCUCCGCGAGGGUCUGCAGCGGGGAUUAUCGCUCUGGAGCAUUCUGGCCAUAUUAUCGGGUGGUGGGCGUGAGGAUGCCCACGCCCCCUACCGCGGAAGGAGAUUGCAUCCUUGCAGGGUGACGAGCCACAGCCACGGGCAUCGACUUGAGGGCCGCAGCAUUGGUUGCGCACCCACAGCCAUGCAUUACGCCCACCCCCACACCCACAACGACCCUCCGCUCGAAAGACACGAGCAUCAGAAUCAUCUCAACAUGUUUCCAUCUUCAUCUCCCUAUCGGCAGAGCCAGCUCGCCAUUCACCAUCGCAGGACAACUGAAUAUUCCACCAGCAGCACCAGCAGCACCAGCAGCAAUACAACCCCCUCCCCACCCCGCCUACCCCACCAUCAAUAUCACCACCAGCGACAUAACAACCACCACAACCAGAUGCACAAUAACUCAACCCCAGCCCCAACUCAGACCCACGACCAUCCUCCCAGAAACCAAAUCAACCCUCUCUUCACCUUCACCAUCAAUCCCCCCCUCAUCACCCCGGAUAGCUCCUACUUCGCCCGCGUCUCGGACUACCGGGUGCGCAGCCGGAAGCGGCCGUGGGAGGGGGACCGGAGCUGGGAUCGGAGCUUUUUGUGUCGGGCUUAUAAGCGGCGGCGGGGUGGGGGUGGGGGUGGUCCUGGGACUUUAGGUGUUGGGUUGGGCGGGGAUGGGAGGAGAGUGCGUGGUGGAGGGGCCGUGGUGUUGGAGAGGGGGAUUGUUUGGGAGAUGGGGGGUGGUGGUUCUGGCGGUGGGAUUGGGGAGGGGGAUUGGGAGGGGGAUGAUGGGCUUGGGGAGGCUAAUGGGGAUGGAAAUGCGGGGAGGUGGCGGUAUUGGGUUCCUGUUUAG